This is a messenger RNA of Serendipita indica DSM 11827, 2172 nucleotides long. NCBI's taxonomy places the organism in Eukaryota, Fungi, Basidiomycota, Agaricomycetes, Sebacinales, Serendipitaceae. The record is from the annotation of a GenBank genome assembly.
AUGCCCCGAACGAUUUAUUUCCUCUUAUUUUUGGUUCUCGGUCAGGCGAGCGCGGCUAGUGAGCGCUCGGGCGCGCAUGCCCGCUCUCCUCGAGGCGUAGGCGAUCUCUCGCAGAACAAGGCCGUAGGCAUCGUAGGGCGACAGCUCGGGAGUGCAACUUCAUCUGCAGCUGUGACUCCCGCAUUACCAAUCACUAUUCCUCCAGUUGUAAUCCCAAUCCCAACUCCCGGGUCCUCAAGUGCGUCUCCUGUUCCCUCUCCAACCCCCACCAAUGAACCGUCUCCAUCCCCUACAGUCAAUAACCCUCCUGUUGUAAUCCCACUUCCAACUUCCUCGAGUGCGUCUCCUGUUGCCUCCCCAACCCCCACCGAUGAACCUUCCCUCUCCUCAACAGCAAAUGUUCCCACUGUACCCACGGCUACUGCAUCCUCAAGUGCGUCUCCUACUUCCUCAUCAAACCCCACGAACGAAUCCCCCCAAUCCUCAACAGCAAAUACUUCCACCCGAUCCUCAUCCUCAACAGCAAAUACUCAAUCCUCUUCCUCUUCCUCUUCAGUUGAAAAUUCCCCCGCCGAAUCUACCGAGUCUGGAAGUGCGUCAACUCCCACCGAACAACCUAUCUCUUCGUCGGCAUCCAAUUCUUCAUCUGCUUCAUCUGGUUCUACUGUGAUAUUGACGCCGUUGGGCACAUCAACAGCUACAGGGUCUUCAACUACAGGCACGGGCUCUGGGAGUGGGAGCACUCCUGCAGGUUCUUCUGGCAGUGGCACUGCGCCAACAGGCUCCUCAGGCUCUGGUUCGGGCUCUGGUUCGGGCACCCCGAAUCCAACCGCCACAAAUCCCACUGAUGAGUCAAGUGGAUCCGCGCCUUCUGGCUCUGCUAGCUCUGGAUCGCCGACACCGCCAGUGAUUACUCCUGGUUCUCCCACAACCAACGGUCCGCCGAGUGGCUCUAGCUCUAGCUCCAGUUCCAGCAUCCAUAUCAAUACGAAUGCUCCUCUCAUUGUGCAACAAGCACCUCCCGAUAUAGUCAGCCCGGUCGUCCAAGUGGCGUACAACCCAGACAAUGCAUGGGAAUCUACUAGCUCUGAUUCUCCUCCUUCCUCAUCCUCCUACGCGUCGACAACUGGUGUCGUCGGCGCGAACCCACCGACUGUGCACAAUCCACCGAAACCGUCGUGCAACAAUGGUACAAAAGUGGGAAAUAUGGUCGGAGCCUCCAUUAAACUCAAUUUUACUGGGGUCGAAGCGGCCUUGUUGUUUGUACCCUCAAAGCUGGGAGCAAGCUAUUCGGUCAAGUUGGACGACUUGGAGGAAAAGGAAUUCAACAGUUAUAAAGAAGAUUUCACCGCAUGCGAAGUCAACCAGACGUGGUCGGUCACCGGACUGCCGAAUCAAUUGCAUACAAUCACUGUGACAAUCAAGGGAGACGGGCUCUCUGCGGUCGUACCAGGUUCAGCAGCCGGCGGCACGCAGCUCGAGUAUAGCGGGUUGAUAUUCAAAGGUCCAACACCGAUAACAGAUCAACCACCUAGCUCAGGCGUCAGCAAGUGGGUGAUUAUAGGAGCCUCCAUCGGUGGAGCCAUCCUACUUAUCGCAAUCGGUAUCACUGCAUUCAUUUGCGUCCGUCGGCGCCGUCAAAACCGCGUUCCACCGUCUCAAAUGGUUCAGACGGAGCAAGCUGCCUUUGGGCACAACCGGCUCGCGAGCACGGCCACUACCAUGGCACCUCCAGGAGGACGCCCAAGUUCACACCAUCCUACGCCCGUGGGUAGUCCAACUCCACAGUUCCUACCAUCCCCGCGUGUGGGACCCAUGGACUCGACGUUUAUCCCCUCUUCGAGCCCGCCCCAGUCACCUCCGCUGUCCCCACGGUCAAUGUCGACGACGUGGCAAGAGUCCAGUAGCCACAUUUAUGGUCCUCGACCAAUGUCAAUGACCGCUUCAGAGUAUGGCGGACAACAAACUUCCCCUAUUUCGCAAGGGCGUCCCAUGUCUAUGAACACGGGAUACACGUAUCAGAAUCCGGGCAUGAAUGCGUACACAGGAGUUUCGAACCCGUAUAACAAUGGAGUGCCGGGCUCUCCUCCCGCGCGUGGAUAUGCGCAAGAAAAUCCCUUCGUCUCAGGACAUUCUCGCAAUACGUCCUAUUCUCAAAACCCAUUCGAAUGA